AUGACAAUCAGCGCAGUCUUUGCUAAUUCAUGGGGUCGGCGGAAACAGUUCUUUAGUUUCUUUCAGCUGCUCUUCUAUGCAAACCCCACAUGGCUAGAUUAUUUUCUACUCAUAUUCGGUACUCUUUGUGCCUGUGGUGCCGGCGUUCCGUUCCCGUUGAUGGGAAUUUUGUUUGGUCAGGUCCUCGACAAUCUUAAUGAUGCUUCCUGCGAUGCGAACAGCUCCAAAAAUACGGGCGAGAUUCAGUCAGAAGUCAACAAAAAGGUUCUUGUACUCGUCUAUAUCGCUAUUGCCAACUUCAUCGUCAUUUACCUCUAUAUUGUGUCUUGGAGCAUUUUCAGUCGCAGGCUAGAAGCUCGUCUAAGAGAUCGAUACUUCCAGACCUUACUGCGUCAAGAUGCCACCUUCUACGACAAGCGUCAGGCCGGCGAGCUCACGUCCCGACUGAACUCCGAUAUUCAAAUCAUCCAAGCAGGUACCUCAGAAAAGGUCGGCAUCUGUAUUGCUGUGAGCUCGUUUUUCAUUUCAGCAUACGUUGUGGCCUUUGUGAGGGAUACCAAAUUAGCCGCUAUUCUGAUCAGCUUGAUACCCGCUUUCCUUCUGAUGGCUGCUAUUGGCAGCAUAUUCACUCAAAGGUUCACUGCCCGUAUGUCUGACGCAAUUGCUUCAGCAUCCUCUAUCGCUCAAGAGGCACUGUCGCAUAUAGCUGUGGUCCAGGCUUUCGGAGCUGGCCCUCGUCUCGAGGCCAAAUUUGCGUCGACAAUGAGUACUGCCCAAAAGGAGGGAAUUAAGAAGGCGGCUACUACUGCUAUUCAAGCUGGCACACUCUAUUUCAUCGCGUACGCUGCGAAUGCCCUGGCAUUCUGGCAGGGUAGCAGACAGAUUGCUGAUGCCGUGGAACAUGGCGGGAACAAUGUCUCCGUUGGAAGGACAUACACGGUCAUCUUCCUUCUUGUAGAUGCUUGUGUUAUCCUCGGUUCCAUUGCGCCACUGCUUCCCAUCAUUGGAUCAGCAACUGCGUCAUUCCAGAAGCUGAAGGCCGAUAUCGAUGCCCCUUCUGGCAUUGAUUCACAAUCCGAUGAGGGCGAAAAGCUUCCUAAUUCUAUCGAUGGUGCAGUGGAAUUCCACGAUGUGUCGUUUGCGUACGUUUCUCGACCUGAUCGCCCAGUGCUGAAAGGGGUUUCAUUCAGCUGCCCAGCCGGCAAACACACAGCCUUGGUUGGUCUUUCAGGAAGCGGAAAAUCCACGAUUGCGGGUCUCACGGCCAGAAUAUACGAUCCCACAAACGGAACUGUGACACUAGAUGGGCACAAUCUGAAGAAUCUUAAUGUGAAGAACUUGCGAGGUUUUAUGAGCUUGGUUCAACAGGAACCGUCUUUGUUGGAUAGAUCCAUCCUGGAAAAUAUCGCGCUUGGUAUUCUCAAUUCCCCCUGGCCGAGUCAUCAGAGAUUUCAACAUGUUAUAUUGGGCUCAGGGCUUGCCGAAAUUGCGUCCAACCUCGCAGCUGGAAAAGAUCUUGCUUCGCUGUCUGAGGCACAUGGUCAAGACAUGGUCGACUUGGUCCAAUUAAUCCGCGAGGCGGCAAGUCUAGCAGAUGCUUCUGGUUUUAUUGAAAGGCUCGAGUUUGGAUACGGCACCCAAGUUGGCAUCGGCGGCAAAUUGGUUAGUGGCGGUCAACGACAAAGGAUCGCCCUUGCUCGAGCCCUGAUACGAGAUCCCAAGAUUCUCAUUCUUGAUGAAGCUACUGCUUCUUUAGACUCUGCCAGUGAGCACCGCAUCAAGAUGGCCAUUGAGUCCAUUGCCAAAGGUCGCACUGUAAUUGCCAUUGCACACAGACUCUCUACUAUCAAGAAUGCGGAUAAUAUCAUCGUCAUGAAUGGUGGCGAAAUUAUUGAGCAAGGAUCGCAUUUAGAACUCAUGGCACUCAACGGCUCAUAUGCAGGAAUGGUUCGUCUUCAAAACAUUGAGUCCGCACAGAACGACGACACUCCGUCCAUGGCAAGUACUGCUAAAGGAGACGUCGACACCAUCAUCACAGAGAAGGACUCUCUGCUUGAGGAGAAGGCCACGGAAAACUUGCCAGGUCGAACCAAGAAAGAUUCUACAGAUAAAUCCGAAACCAUCACACCAGGAACUCCGGAAUUGGACUCCCACAAAACAGGCUGGCAGGUCUUGAAGCAACUAGGCCGUAUGAUUCGACCAAAUCUGGCGUGGCUACUCUUAGCCCUGGCAGCCGGAACCAUUGUGGGAGCAAGCUUCACUGGAUCUGGUUUGAUAUUUGGAAACACAGUCGGACGUCUGAGUCCAUGCAAUGCGCCUGGCGACAUUCGCUGGGCCGGAAAGUUCUUUGGGGGCAUGUUCUUCAUGUUGGCUGUCGUAGAGCUUUUUGCCAACUCUGUUAGCUGGUCUUCUUUUGGUACAAUCUCGGAAAGACUUUUAUACAAGGUCCGCGUACUCUGCUUUCGUUCGCUAUAUGAGCAAGGUUUGGACUGGCAUCAAGCGGAGGGACGCACCCCGGCCUCGCUGUUGUCAGUCAUCACUGCAGAUGCUGCUGCCAUCGGUGGCUUCAGUGGCUCCAUUAUUGGAAACUCCUUUGCAAUUGUCGUCAACUUCAUCAUAGCCAUUACGGUGUCGCACAUUCUGGCAUGGAAGAUUGCCGUCGUGUGCUUGGUUACCGUGCCAAUCCUGUUGGGAUCAGGUAUUCUGCAGCUUCGUGCGCUCACCAGAUUUGAGCGCAAACACGCUGGUGCAUUUUCGGAUGCCAUCGGCAUAACAGUUGAGGCUGUCAACUCGUUCAAGACCAUUUCAUCCUUAUCCCUGGAGAAUGAAGUUCUUGGCAAUUAUCGGCGGACUCUGAGACCACCAUACAAAGCCAUGGCUGCUGGUACUGCUUACGCGAAUAUCUGGCUCGCCAUCUCAUAUGGAACCAGUAAUCUUAUAUAUGCGUUCGCAUAUUGGUGGGGGUCAACGAGAAUCACGAACGGGGAGUAUACAUCGACCGAGUUCUUCGUCAUUCUCGUGGCCAUGUUGGUCAGCGCCCAGCUCUGGGGCAAUAUGUUCACCCUUGCACCAGAAGUUUCGCGUGCUCGAGAGGCCGGGUCGCGAAUAUUGAGUUUGAUAGACCAGGGUUCUUCAAAGGAUUUGACUGCCCAGGAAUUGGCUCCUGUAGUUGCGCCACCAACUACUGAGAAGGAUGUCGAAGCUGUCGCAGAUGGAACUACAAAGUCAGCAUCACCAAACAAAGGCGCUACCGUGACUUUUAAAGACGUUUCAUUUGCAUAUCCGGCUCGUCCGCAGUUAUCAAUCGUGCAAGGCAUGUCAUUUACCAUUCAGGCAGGUCAGUUUUGUGGUUUAGUUGGACCUUCAGGCGCAGGCAAAUCCACGAUCCUAUCGCUUGUCCAGAGAAUGUACCGCCCUACAGGUGGCGCCAUCGAAAUCAAUGGCUCAAAUAUAUGCGCGCGGGAUGGUGUUGAGUUUCGAAAUGACAUCGCGGUCGUCCCUCAGGACUGUGCUCUUUUCGAUGGCACGAUAAGAUUCAACGUUGGGCUCGGGGCCACACCAAACCACGAAGCAACUGACGAAGAAAUCGAGGAGGCAUGUCGUUUAGCCAACAUCCACGACACGAUUAUGGCGCUCCCAGAUGGGUACAACACCGAAUGCGGUCCAAAUGGGUCACGUUUAUCGGGCGGUCAACGCCAGCGUCUAGCCAUCGCUCGAGCACUGGUGCGAAAACCUAAAUUGCUUCUUCUUGACGAAAGCACGAGUGCUCUUGAUGCCGAGAGCGAAAAGGCCCUUCAGGAAGGCUUGGAGAGAGCUGCCAGGGGCAUCACGGUUAUUGCAAUCACGCAUCGCCUGCACACGGUUCGCAAGGCUGAUGUGAUUUUUGUAAUUGAAGGUGGAAAAGUCGUGGAGAAGGGUCGUCACGAAGAGCUGGUGGAAAAGAGCACAGGCACUGCUACUGACAACGACAACCAUUCGACUACGACUGGCCAUAGUGAAGGAGGAGGGAAUUCGAGUCCAUUUUUGAACCGUUUUGCUGCUGUGACGGUUGACGACGACACCGACGCUUACGAGCUUGCCGAUUACCGUCAGAUCCAGGCCGACAAAAGCGCCCACGACCUCGAGAAACGAAGGCAAGACAAGCGAGAACGCAAGCGUCAGUGGAUUGAAACACAGGACGAGAUGAAGUUCUCUCACAGCAUCCAGUUUAAUGCUGUUCCGGACUGGAGCAGCCACUAUAUUGCCUACAGUAACCUCAAAAAACUCAUCUACCAACUCGAAAAGAAUGCUCACCAAGCACGUGCGGGCGGCGAUUCAGAAUCUCGACCCCUCAUUUCGAGCGAAGAGCCUACCGAAGUAUUCAGUAGGGCCCUUGGCGUUGAGCUUGAGAAGAUAUGCUCUUUCUACGUAGCCAAGGAAGGGGAGUUGCUGGAUGAAGUCAACCAACUUGUCCGAGACGUUGGUGACAGACCGUCUCUAGACAGCCCCGAUCUCCGGCGCAUGUCGUUAGGGGACGGACACCGCCCGCACAUGCGGCCCUUGAGUUCUACUGGCAUGGGCUCCGACGACGAGAUGGAGGACAGUGCAAGUGAUGAUGAUGAGACAACAGGGCUGAAUAAGCCAAAGAGUAACAGUGGCCGACGGAGGACCAUCGCCAACGUAGGGCAGCACCAGGCUGACCUGGCAGCGUCCUCAGAUUUCGCCCGCUCCGUACGCAGACACAGUACUGUCGAGGAUUUUGGUGACCAGUCCGUCAUGUUCUCUUCAGGAUUGUUCUCAUCCAGCAUCAUGCUCAAGAAGCGCAUUAUUAGCCUCUACGUGCAGCUCUGUGAGCUCAAGUCAUACGCCCAACUGAACAAGACUGGCUUCAGCAAGGUGCUGAAGAAAUUCGACAAGAUACUCGACAAGGAGCUCAAGGCAUCAUUCAUGAGAUCUAAUGUUGACACGGCAUACCCUUUCAAGGAUGAAACCAAAAAGAUUGUGGAGGAGAACAUAGAAAAGAUGGAGGACGCCUACUCCGAAGUUGUCACGGGCGGUGACAGGGAUCUUGCCAAGAAAGACUUGCGAUCCCAUCUUCGAGAACAUGUCGUGUGGGAACGUAAUACCGUGUGGAGAGACCUCAUUGGUAUCGAACGGCGCGCUGAGGCCGCUAGAUUUGGCCAGACUCUGCUGGGUCAAGAUCAAACCGCGGCACCGAAACGCUUACAAGGCGACGACGAUCAGGUUGUGACCAGAAAACAAUUCAAGACGCCUUUAGGUCUCCUCACGCUGCCGAGUUGGCUGGCUGGCUCUUCCAUGCUUACUCUGAUCGGCUCCAUCGCUGCAUUUGCUGCACUUCUCGCGAUUCCCAUCAUGGACAAGCCCGAGGAGCAAAACUGCCUGGCAAUGUUGGUAUUUGUUAGUUUACUAUGGGCAACAGAGACUAUUCCUCUGUUCGUGACCUCACUCCUCAUCCCCUUCUUAUCAGUUGUACUUCGGGUCGUUUGCGAUGAGAACGGUGCCAAACACAAGCGUCUGGACGCCAAACAGGCUACAAACGCAAUCUUUGCCGCCAUGUGGAGUCCAGUCAUCAUGUUACUUAUCGGUGGCUUCACCCUCGCCGCGGCCCUCUCCAAGUGCAAGAUAGACAAGCGUCUCGCGACGCUGGUCCUUAGCAAGGCUGGCACCCAACCGCGGACUGUGCUUGUCGCUAAUAUGUUUGUUGCUGCCUUUGCAUCCAUGUUGAUCAGCAACGUUGCGGCUCCUGUGCUGUGCUACUCAAUCAUUGAGCCCAUGUUGCGUACACUGCCCUCCGAUUCAAACAUGUCCAAAGCUGUAAUUAUUGGCAUUGCCCUCGCCUCAAACAUUGGUGGCAUGCUGUCGCCGAUUGCUUCUCCUCAGAACGUCGUUGCUAUGGGCAUAAUGAAGCCGGAGCCAACUUGGCUACAGUGGUUCUUCAUUGUUAUCCCUGUUGGUGCCGUCUCCAUCGUUCUGAUAUGGAUGGUGUUGUUAGUUUCGUUCCAGCCCGGCAAAGGAACGGUCAUUGCACCUAUUCGUCCAUUGAAGGAGCGCUUCUCUGGUGUUCAGUGGUUCGUGAGCAUUGUGACAAUCAUCACGAUUGCUCUGUGGUGCGCAAGCCACCAGAUGGAAGAUGUCUUUGGUGACAUGGGUGUCAUUGCGAUCAUCCCUAUUGUUCUUUUCUUUGGUAUCGGAAUCUUGACCAAGGAAGACUUCAACAACUUCCCGUGGACCAUCAUUAUUCUGGCUGCUGGAGGCUUGUCACUUGGAAAAGCUGUCCGAUCAUCUGGACUGCUUCACACGGUUGCAGAGCUUGUUUCCAAGAAUGUCGAAGGGAUGAGCCUGUACGGCGUCCUCGUCGUGUUCUCUACCCUCAUUCUGGUGAUUGCGACGUUUAUUAGCCACACCGUUGCAGCACUCAUCUUCCUGCCUCUUGUAUUUGAUGUCGGCAUGUCGAUGGACCAACCUCACCCCAACCUCUUAGUCAUGGGCGGUGUUUUGAUGUGCAGCGCAGCUAUGGGUCUUCCAACCAGCGGCUUCCCCAAUAUGACUGCAAUAAUGAAGGAAGAUGCCACGGGACAGAGAUAUCUCCGAGUCAAGCAUUUCAUUAGCAGAGGCAUUCCCAGCAGUUUCAUUACUCUGGUUGUUGUAAUUACACUUGGCUACGGCAUUAUGCAGGUUGCGGGAUUGGAUUAG
Molecule: messenger RNA, 6693 nt
Organism: Pochonia chlamydosporia 170
Lineage: Eukaryota; Fungi; Ascomycota; Sordariomycetes; Hypocreales; Clavicipitaceae
Product: multidrug resistance protein 1, 2, 3 (p glycoprotein 1, 2, 3)
Exons: 7
Coding region: 1-6693 (2230 amino acids)
Biological process (GO): transmembrane transport
Cellular component (GO): membrane
Molecular function (GO): ATP hydrolysis activity; ATP binding; ABC-type transporter activity
Source: RefSeq, a predicted model, not a curated record